UUCUGUUUGUGCAAGCCCAGUAACUAUACCAAACAGAGAGAAAGAAAGAACAUAACCUCCAAAAUUCUCCUCCCUGUUUGGUUUUCUUUCCUCUCCAAAUAAAAUCCUUCGAUUUUUAGUACAGAGGAAAGAAAACCCAUCUCCUUCAUUUCCUUCUCUUUCCACAAAUCGGCACAUUCCCCUUUUAGAGACAGAAAGAACCACAUUUCGUCGUUAAAUUUUGAAAAGAAUAUAUCGUCUUUUGGUUAAAAAGAGAAAAAAUGGAGAUGGAUGGAAAGAAAUUUGCUGUUCUCCUUUGCGCAGAAGAUUCAGAUUAUACGAAGAAGAAGUACGGAGGGUAUUUUGGGUUGUUUGCAAGAAUGCUGGGGGAGGAAGGAGAGACAUGGGCUGUUUAUAAGGUGGCAUGUGGAGAGUUUCCCGAUGAUGAUGAGAUUGACGGCUUUGAUGGGUUUGUGAUCACUGGAAGCUGCAAUGAUGCUCAUGCGAAUGAUGUUUGGAUCUGUAAACUUAUGAAUCUGUUGAAGAAAUUGGAUUCUAUGAAGAAGAAAGUUCUGGGUAUCUGUUUUGGACACCAGAUACUAGCUCGCUCACUAGGAGGAAAGACUGGUCGUGCCGUUUCAGGCUGGGAUAUAGGUGUCACAGCCAUCCAUUUCUCAUUGGCAUCAUCAAAACUUCUAUCAGCACAGAAAAUGCCUGCUUUUUUAUCUGUGAUAGAAUGCCACAGGGACGAGGUGAUAGAACUCCCUCCAGAAGCAGAGGUAGUGGCAUGGUCUGAUAAGACUGGAAUUGAAAUGUUUAGAUAUGGUGAUCACAUGAUGGGCAUCCAAGGUCAUCCUGAAUAUACUAAAGACAUUCUCGUCCACUUGAUUGACAGACUUCUCCAACGCAAUUUUAUCAUGAGUUCAUUUGCUGAUGAGGUCAAGGCAAAUUUGGAGGAGCAAGAGCCAGAUAGGGAGGCAUGGAAGAAGUUAUGCACCAACUUUCUCAAGGGCAGAUUAUAGUUUUAAAAAGAAAAAUACAAUUUCAUCCCUAGAAAAAAAGUGAGGGACUGAAUUGUAAAUAAGAAUAAACAACUUGGAAGAGGGUUUUUUAAUGGGUUAAUGAAGCACCCACACCUCUAACACGAGGAUUAGCUAAACUUAUGUUUUUAGUAAGGUGGGUAGGCAUUAAUUAAGAGAUGGUUUAGGCUAAACAAAAGAGCUUGGAUUAUGGAAAUUAGGUUUUAUUAGGUUGGGGCAUUUUCACGUCUGGGACCUUUUUUUUUUUGCUAAAAAUGGUGACUUGGCACCGUUUAAUAUGAAAAUAAAACAUCUUAUCAAGUUUUAU
This is a messenger RNA of Jatropha curcas, 1326 nucleotides long. Its product is annotated as gamma-glutamyl peptidase 5. NCBI's taxonomy places the organism in Eukaryota, Viridiplantae, Streptophyta, Magnoliopsida, Malpighiales, Euphorbiaceae. Gene Ontology annotation, cellular component: cytosol. The record is from RefSeq and is a predicted model, not a curated record.